This is a messenger RNA of Hibiscus syriacus, 929 nucleotides long. Its product is annotated as E3 ubiquitin-protein ligase CCNB1IP1 homolog. Lineage: Eukaryota; Viridiplantae; Streptophyta; Magnoliopsida; Malvales; Malvaceae. Gene Ontology annotation, biological process: chiasma assembly. The record is from RefSeq and is a predicted model, not a curated record. The coding region runs from base 39 to 914 and encodes 291 amino acids. The transcript is spliced from 7 exons.
UAGAGUUUAUGAUUUGAAGACAAAUACAAUCAAUUGAAAUGAGAUGCAAUGCCUGCUGGCGUGAAUUAGAAGGGCGAGCCAUUUCCACUACAUGUGGUCACCUCUUGUGUACAGAAGAUGCAAGCAAGAUCCUUAGCAAUGAUGCCGCAUGCCCCGUUUGUGAUCAAGUUCUCUCUAAGAGUCUUAUGAAACCUGUGGAUAUCAACCCAAAUGAUGAAUGGAUAAAUAUGGCAAUGGCCGGCGUCUCUCCGCAGAUAUUGAUGAAGAGUGCAUGCAGAAGUGUGAUGUUUUACAUUGGGCAAAAGGAAUUAGAAACGCAGUACAAGAUGAACAGAAUUGUAGCUCAGUACCGGCAGAAAUACGAGGCAAUGCACGAAAAGUUCUCAGAGAAACUGGAUCAGGUGCAUACUGCUUAUCAGAAAAUGGCCAAGAAGUGUCAGAUGAUGGAGCAGGAAAUUGAGUGUCUGACAAAGGAUAAGCAAGAGCUCCAAGAAAAGUUCUCUGAGAAAUCAAGACAGAAGAGAAAGCUUGAUGAAAUGUAUGAUCAAUUGAGGAGUGAAUACCAAUCAGUGAAACGGUCAGCCAUCCAACCUGCAAACAAUUUCUUUGCAAGAAAUGAGCCUGAUUUAUUCUCAAAUUCAGCAGCUAACAUGAUGGAUAACAGAGAUCCCAUUCGAAAGGUGCCUCGAGAGGACGUAUGGCCAGCAAGACAAAACAGUUCAAACUCUGGUCCUUUUGAUAUAUCAAGUGGCUCACCAGCAAAGCAGGCAGACAUUCCGGUUAGGCGAGGUAACGGUGCUCACCAUGCUUUCAGAAAUUCUGCUGCUAAUCCUUCAAUGACUUUGAGGAACCUGAUAAUCUCUCCUAUAAAGCGGCCUCAGCUCUCUCGUAACCGCAGUAACCUUUUUGCUUAAGCAAAAAAAUUUAGG